This is a messenger RNA of Conger conger (European conger), 899 nucleotides long. Its product is annotated as SH3 domain-binding glutamic acid-rich-like protein 3. The record is from RefSeq and is a predicted model, not a curated record. NCBI's taxonomy places the organism in Eukaryota, Metazoa, Chordata, Actinopteri, Anguilliformes, Congridae. The transcript is spliced from 3 exons. Gene Ontology annotation, cellular component: cytoplasm. The coding region runs from base 106 to 384 and encodes 92 amino acids.
GAUGUCUGUCCCUUUAAAUCGCAUGCUGACUAGCGGGCAGGCGCGCGGGCCGGGACAUUGUAGAGGAAGAGACCGCAACACAAAGGGAUUUUCAGAGCUGCGACUAUGGGCGUCAAAUUAUACUACACUACCGUCACCGCUUCAAGGGAGGUGAAGUCCCAGCAGGCCGAGGUCCUGCGCAUCCUGGAGAGCAAGAGCAUCCAGUACCAGCUGAUCGACAUCUCUGUGGGCGGGGCCGUGAGGGAGGAGAUGAGGGCCAAAGCUGGGAACCCCAGUGCCGUGCCACCGCAGAUCUUCAACGAUGAGCAGUACUGUGGGGAUUACCAGAUGUUCUCUGAAGCGGUGGAGGAGGACACCGUGGAUCAGUUUCUGAAGCUGGCUUGAGCCCCCCCACACCACUCUGUCCCCCCACAGGAUAAAUGCCAAAAACAAGACCCCACCCCCACACUCAACCCUGACCCCUGACCCCUAAAACCCUGACCUGGACCCUGCUCAUCAGUAUUAGUUUCCCUGUGCCUGUCUGUGUUGGGCCAAUCCCCCCAAUUUCCAAAUUCAGGACAAGGAUCCUGUCAGUUUGGGAGCCCCCUCCACCUCUCAGUGAUUCAUCUGAAUCUCAGCUGGAUCGGUACAAGGCCAUUAGCCAAUCCAGGGUUUUACUACCUUUUUACCACCAAACCUAAAGAGCGUCCAGCCCCCGUCCGUGUGUCUGUCCGUGUGUCUGUGAGUCCCUCUCUCUCUCCACUGAAACGCAGUAACUGAGACUAUGCACUAAGACCAGCUACGCCCGCCUGUUCCGCAUCCUACUCCUGGAGAUCAACUUCUGUCGAGGCAUUGUGUUUAUGAUGCCAUUCUUCCCCCCGCUGCUCCAUAGAGCCCCCCCCCGCUGCUCCAUAGCAACC